AUGGCGACAUUGCUACCAUAUCAAAUUUUGGGAUGCUGUAAUGGGCUGUUCUGCGUUCUCAAGAAGUCAAGAAAACGUGCAGAAAUUUUUCAAGAAAUUUACUUGUGGAACCCAUCGACUCGGACCUCCAAGAAACUGCCAGAAAUUUCCAGUCCCGGCUAUGUUCGUAAUUACGGGUUCGGUUGGGUUGAAUCGAGUGAUGAGUACAAGGUGUUUGUGCUUUUGUUUCAUUGUGAUUAUUACCGAGGGAUUGAUAACUGGGUUGGUAAAGUUUAUAGUUCAAAGACAAAAUCAUGGAAAACAAUUGAGCUAUCCGGUUAUUUACGUGUAAGUUGGGCAAGAGGGGUGUUUGCAGGUGGGAAGCUUUACUGGAAGAAUUACGGAGAUAAAGAAGGUAUUACUUUCUGGGACUUGAAGAGUGAGGUGUUUGGAAGGAUUGAGCUUCCCUUUGAUCAAGAGGUGUAUGGCAUUGUGGGUGUGCUUGGUGGUUUCCUUUGUGUGCUAUGUUUUAAUGAUCAAAUUACAGGCAUUCGAGGCGUUCCAGUUUGGGUUAUGAAGGAGUCUUGGGAGAAAGUGGUUACACUUUCUCAUCUUCUUGAGCUUCUUCAACCACCAUUGGUGAAAGGUCUAAAUGGAGACAUUUUGGUAAAUUGUGGAUCCACUGUGGUGGUCUACGAUUGCCGGGAUAAUGUGUUCUGCAACCUUGAGUAUCGUUCCUUUUCUUUGUCAUGUCAUGUCUGUGUUGAAAGUUUAGUCUCGCCAAAGGAUUUAUGA
Molecule: messenger RNA, 774 nt
Organism: Salvia miltiorrhiza (redroot sage)
Lineage: Eukaryota; Viridiplantae; Streptophyta; Magnoliopsida; Lamiales; Lamiaceae
Product: F-box/kelch-repeat protein At3g23880-like
Exons: 1
Coding region: 1-774 (257 amino acids)
Source: RefSeq, a predicted model, not a curated record